AAUGAAUUCAUUAUUCGAACUUUUAGAUAAUUAUGAUGAAAAAGAAAAGGAGAUCUUUGAAUUGUAAAUAUCGCAUGCUAUUCAAGCCUCAAUUCAAAUAAAAAUAAUAUGUUGGAUUUUUUGAAAUUAGUUAUUGAAACACCUAGUGACUUACAUCCAAAGUAUGUUUAAAUCCCUUAAUUAGAUAUCCUUUCAUUGUUAGUGAAUUAAUGUUUGGAAGCUAUGAACAACUACUGUCAAUGAUGUUUGAAUGGGAUAGAGAACCAAUUUAAUAUUUGCUGACAUUCUUCAAUUAUCCAUAAAAUGACACUUCAUGUGGCUACUUUGAAAAAAUGAUUAGACCUCUAAUUUUAUUAAAAUCAAAUGAAAUCAAACCCUUUUUAGAGAUUUCUUCAUGGAUUAAAUAUAUUGAUUAAGAGUCCAUUCAAAAUAUAUUCUCUACAAUAUUGGCAUCCAAUAAUUUAGAUGAAAAUUUUAAACAAAAUCUGUUAGGAAUGCUUUUAAAUUAAACCAAUAUUAAUGAGAAUGUAUUUAGAAUAAUAAUUAAAUACUAAGACUUAUUUUAAUAAUAUGUGAAUCAACACUAAGAAAUUUUUGGAGUUAUUUGUAAUCAAUCUCCUCCUACAUUUCAUUAAUUAUGUACAAUUGAAUUAUUAAUGGGAUGGAAUAUGCUAAAUUUAGAAUGGCUUCAUAACUAAAUUAUUUAUUUGGAAUCAUUACUCUAUAGAAAUUUUGACUUUUGUAAAUCUACCAUGAAUUUCUUACAUAAACCAUAAGGAUUAACAGAAAUUGAUUUAAAAAUCAUACAUAUACUAACAUAGACUAUAAAUAGACCAGAGACAAUUAAAUUUUAGAAUAUAUUACUUGAAUUGUUAAUAAAAUAUGAAUGGAAUAAUAAUUUAUAAAAUAUAGCUAUAAAAAUGUAUGAAUAAAUGUCUUAAGUGGAAACACCUCAUAAAUAAUAUGUAUUAUUUUUCAAAUAAAAUUUUAGUUUCAAUCAAUAAUAACUGAUUUCAUAAAAAAUAAUGUAAAUUUUGAAAAAUUUUAAUUUGGUUUAAAAACUUAAUUGCCAAGAGGAUAUAGAUGGGUAUUUACUAGAAUUGUCAAAUAUUUUUAAUUAAACUUUGAUUAAGCUUAAGAUAUAAAUAUAUUAGAAGCAAAAUAUUUAUUGAAUGAAGAUCCUUAUAAUACUAGAGAAAGAUAAUCUAUAAAUAUUUUAGAAAAGGUAUCAGAAAGAAGAACAUAGUGGGCAAAAAGAAUUUAGGAAGAAGAAAUGUAAAAAUAAGAGGAUAAAGAACAAAUUCAAACAGAAGAAGAAGAUAAUAAUGAGACCGAUUAAAUCUUUUAACCUAGAAAUAGUUUUGGAAUAAAACCAAUUAUAAAUGAUGAGGAAGUGGAAGAUGAAAUUCCAGUAAGAGCAAAUUAACAUAGAAACAGUUUUGGAAUAAAACCAAUAAUAUAUGAAGAAGAAGAAGUUGAAGAUGAAAUUCCAAUAAGAGGAAGAUCCAGUUGUCAAUUCAAAUAAGAUGAUAAAGAUUGA
Messenger RNA from Paramecium pentaurelia, 1540 nucleotides. The record is from the annotation of a GenBank genome assembly. NCBI's taxonomy places the organism in Eukaryota, Ciliophora, Oligohymenophorea, Peniculida, Parameciidae.